CCGCGCUCCAUCUGCGCAUGUGCAUCCCCGCCUUCUCCAGCUGGCUCGUCCUUCCCAGGCCUCCAUCCCCUCGUGGGAGACAAUCGCUGGACUCCAGAUCAACGCGACGUGAGAGCUGGGGGUUUCUUGGAUUAUCUGACCUCAGAGGAUUAGUGGUAUGAACAGCUCCAAGAAGAGCAGAAAAUGAACAAAUCUUCGUUCUGAGUACUUCAUAUAGAAAAGGAAUAUGCUGUUACAGGAACAAGUGUCGUUCAAGGAUGUAUGUGUGGACUUCACCCAGGAAGAGUGGUAUCUACUGGACCCUGCCCAGAAGAUACUGUACAGAGAUGUGAUCCUGGAAAAUUACAGCCACAUUGUCUCAGUAGGGUAUUGUGUGACUAAGCCAGAGGUGAUCUUCAAGAUAGAGCAAGGAGAAGAGCCCUGGAUAUUAGAGGAGGGAUUCUCAAGCCUGCGCCACCCAGAGGACUGGAAAGUUGAUGACCUGAUAGAGAGAAGCCAGGAAAAUCAAGAUGAACACUUCUGGCAAUUUGUAGUCACCAACAACAAAACUUUAAGUAAACAGAGUGGUAAUAGAACAGUGAAAACUUUCAACCUGGGUAUAGACCCUGUUCCUUCAAGAAAUAAUCCCUGUAGAAUAUGUGACUCAUGUGAAAUGAGUUUGAAAAAUAUUUCAGACUUAAUUAUUAGUAAAAGGAACUCUUCAGGAAAGAAGCUUGAUGAGUUUAAUGUAUGUGAGAAAUUGCUCAUUGAUACCAGGCAUGAGAAAAUUCCUCCUGGAGAGAAAUCUUACAACCAAAAGAGGAAUGUCCUCAAUCAUAGCAAAGAUCUCACUCAGACAAUUUUUGACCAACCUUUUGAAUAUAAUGAAAAUGAGAGAGACUUCCAUGAGGAGGCAGUCUUUACAAAUAAAGCUCAUAUAGGAGAGACACUCUGUAAAUAUAAUGAAUGUGAAAGAGCCUUCAUCCAAAGUGUAAAGUUCAAUAUGUCUCAGAGAACUCAUUUGGAAAUGGAGCCAUAUGAAUGCAGUAUUUGUGGGAAGCCCUUUUAUCUGGAUUUAAGAUUGGGCCAUCAGAGAGCUCUUACAGAGGUGAUUCCUUAUACAUAUAAUGAGUAUGGGGAAAUCUUGUGUGACAACUCAACUUUCAUUAUUCAUCAGGGAGCUUACAGAAGAAAGAUUCACCGUGAAUAUGAAGUAAGUGACAAAACUUGGGAGAAACCAAUCCUGUUUAAACAUCAGAUAGUACAAAUGGAGGAAAAAUCCUAUGAAUACAAUGAAAAUGGGAAUAAUUUCAGCAAAAAAUCACAUCUCACCCAACUUCGGAGAGCUCACUCAGGAGAAAAAACCUUCGAAUGUGGUGAAUGUGGGAAAACAUUUUGGGAGAAGUCAAAUCUCACUCAACACCAGAGAACACACACAGGAGAGAAACCCUAUGAAUGUAUUGAAUGUGGGAAAUCAUUUUGCCAGAAACCACACCUUACCAACCAUCAGCGAACGCAUACAGGGGAAAAACCCUAUGAAUGUAAGCAAUGUGGAAAAACGUUCUGUGUGAAGUCAAACCUCACGGAACAUCAAAGAACACAUACAGGGGAGAAACCCUAUGAGUGUAAUGUGUGUGGGAAAUCCUUCUGCCACAGGUCAGCUCUAACUGUACACCAGAGAACGCACACAGGAGAGAAACCCUUUAUAUGUAAUGAAUGUGGGAAAUCUUUCUGUGUGAAGUCAAACCUCAUUGUACAUCAAAGAACUCACACAGGGGAGAAACCCUAUAAAUGUAAUGAGUGUGGGAAAACCUUCUGUGAAAAAUCAGCUCUCACUAAACAUCAAAGAACCCACACAGGGGAGAAACCCUAUGAGUGUAAGGAAUGUGGGAAAACUUUUAGCCAGAGAUCAGUACUCACUAAACAUCAGAGAAUUCACACAAGGAUAAAAGCCAUCUCUGCAUCCUGAAUGUUCAAAAGCCUUCAUCCACCUGUCGAAUUUAUUUUACAGUUUAAAAAAUAACAUUAGAGAAACCCAAAGAAUGCCACAGAUUACUAAGAAAUGACAUAUCAUUGUAUUUCAGAUAAUUAAUACUAGAUUAAAACCAAAGCUUUCAAGAAAAAACUUCAGAAAAUUUUGUACUGAGGGAAAUCUGUUCAUCUAAGUAAUGUGGUAAAAAAUCUUUAUCUAGAAUUUGUUUGUAGUGUCAUAUUCCAGAUGUGAUACCAAAAUUUUAUUGUAAAUAUAAUAUCUAUUUAUACCCAUAU
This is a messenger RNA of Trichechus manatus latirostris (Florida manatee), 2247 nucleotides long. RefSeq names its product zinc finger protein 248 (gene ZNF248). The transcript is spliced from 6 exons. Gene Ontology annotation, molecular function: RNA polymerase II cis-regulatory region sequence-specific DNA binding; DNA-binding transcription factor activity, RNA polymerase II-specific. The record is from RefSeq and is a predicted model, not a curated record. The coding region runs from base 227 to 1948 and encodes 573 amino acids. Lineage: Eukaryota; Metazoa; Chordata; Mammalia; Sirenia; Trichechidae. Gene Ontology annotation, biological process: regulation of transcription by RNA polymerase II.